AUGGUGGACGGAGUCAGGGAGGAGGGCACAACAGCAUCCUCAACCGCUCUCGGGCACGAGCGGAUACUCUUGGAUUUGGAUACGGACUGGAGCAGUACGCCGCCUAUCAACCGUCUACCCAUCGAGCUCCUCCUCCGUGUCUUCGCCGCCUGCUUCCAGCCCGCUCGCCCCGUCAAUGACGAACCCAAACGGACUCACAGACGGCGCAAGGUGCUCCUCCUCGUCUGUCGGGCGUGGCGCGAUGUCAUCGAGGCUGCGCCUGAUCUAUGGACUUUCAUCACCCCACACAUGCCCGCGCGACUAUUCAAGCUCGUCCUGUCCCGCUCCAAGCAUGCCACGUUGGAUAUCUCCUUCUACCGGGAAUCAUAUCAUUACAACUCUGGACUUUCCCCUGAUCUCGCUCCUAUCGACCUUCUCGAAGGAAAUUCCGGUGCGGAGAUCGAUGAUGACGAUGAUGAAGACUCAGAGCCGGAAUGGCUUGUCGGCGACGAAGAGUUUAUCCCAGCGACCUGGUCAGAAACAGCUGGGACAACCAUCGCCACCGAGGCACACAGGACACGCACUCUGUCCUUGUUUUAUGACGAUGAGCGGGGCCAAUACUCUCCCCCUUUUCUCAACGCUCUUUUCCGCGGUAUAACAUGGCCCGUGCUCGACAACUUGCACGUCGAUCUCUACGAAGUGGAGUCUCCUGACGCCUGCCCCGCGAUUCUCCGCCUCACCGAAACACACUUCCCGAGACUUCAACACCUCCUCCUUUCAGCCAUGGUGUUUCCCAUCGAACCGAGGAUGUUCCCUCGGUUCCGGUCACUCCACCUCACCGGCCCUGCGACACAGUGGCCUUCCCUUCGAGAUAUCCUCAUAUGCAUCUCCUCAGCCCUUCAACUCGAGGAACUCACCCUGUGCCGUUCGAACGACAAGGAUUGGUUCCACCCGUCCCAAGACCAACACCAUGAUCUCCCGCCCGACACCUCUCUCCAUCUACCCCUCAAGCUACCUCACUUGAGAUCCUUGAGCCUUGAUGCCAACAAUAGCGACGACUUGACGUUGCUCCUCAACGCAUUUCCCCUCUCACCACUCCCGAAUGCCCUCCAUUCCUACGACCUCACUAACAAUGACUGGCACCAACCUCCCACGAACGCGGCACCACUGAGUAUCGUCGACGCGUUUUUCCCCCAUCGCGCCCCAGCAACGAUGCCCCUCCCCAUCCCUCGCUCCGUCCAGGACGUCUACCUGUGCAUGGACCAACGCAUGGGCGAAUGGGUCGCCGACAUCGCCGGGUUCUCCGCCAACAAGCGGCACCCGGACGCGCGGGAACGCCUCUUCUUGUGGCGCGCUGCCACCCCGAAAGACGUCAGCAGCGUCUACACCCUCCCGCUCGCCAUCGACGAGAUCCUCACGCACUUCAGCGACCUCCCCAUCACAGGGCUCACGUUCGUCGUCCCGUCGCUGCACCCCGCCGACGGCCGGUGGCUGGAGAUCUUCCGCGCGUUCCCGGGCCUCGAAUGCAUCCGCGUCCGCGGCGAAGGCACCGUCGUCCCACUCCUGCACGCGCUCACCCCAGAACGAGCUCGGUGGCCCUGCCCUUCGCUCGAGUCGCUGACCUACGAGGUCUACCAGUCGUCCGCUCAGGACGCGCAGGAGAUAUUGCGGGCGACGUUGGACUGCUUCCGGGCGCGGGCGGAGUGCGGGUUGCCGCCGCUCCGGCACCUGGAGAUGGGCGUGAUAUUCGACGAGCCGAAGCAGGUUACGUUGGCGUACGGGGGGGAUACGAACCGAGAUAUCGCGCAGCUGCAGAAGCUGGUGGCGGGAGAGGUUGUUUUCGAGUGGUCAUCUCGACGGUGA
Epithele typhae is the source of this 1842-nucleotide messenger RNA. RefSeq lists its product as uncharacterized. The record is from RefSeq and is a predicted model, not a curated record. Lineage: Eukaryota; Fungi; Basidiomycota; Agaricomycetes; Polyporales; Epitheliaceae. The coding region runs from base 1 to 1842 and encodes 613 amino acids. The transcript has a single exon.